Molecule: messenger RNA, 1650 nt
Organism: Trifolium pratense (red clover)
Lineage: Eukaryota; Viridiplantae; Streptophyta; Magnoliopsida; Fabales; Fabaceae
Product: E3 ubiquitin-protein ligase RNF4
Exons: 6
Coding region: 248-925 (225 amino acids)
Source: RefSeq, a predicted model, not a curated record
GCAGGGUCUUCCGACCCGAUCCGACCCACCCGCUCCAUUCUUCUAUCUCUCCGUUUCCAUUUCACAAUACUCUUUCGUCUUUCAUUCUCUUCCCUCUCCUUUUUCUCUUUAAGAUCUAUCUAACACACAAUCUUUCCCUUCCAUUCUCAUCCCUCAGUUUCUAUAUUAACCUCUUUCUCUCUCACAAUCUCAAAACGGUUUCAUCGCCGAAGGUUUCAACUUGGAUUAAGGAAAUAUUGGUUCCAACAUGAGUUCUCGGACCGGUAGGGUAACUGCUGUCAGAGGUUACAGCCGGCGAAGGAAGGUAGGGUUGGACCUUGACCUUAAUUUACCGGCAGGUGAGAUUCCGAUUAUUGAGAAUCUGGCUGGUGAAAAUCGCGAGCAAGAGGGACCUUCGAUUCAGUUGGGGCUUCAAGAAGUAGAAGUUCAUGCUAACCCGCAGCCCAUUGUACUUGUAGAAGCUCCUAUGAUUGAUGUGGAGGAAAUUGAUGAUGAUGUUAUUGAAUCUUCCCCGAGGGCUUUUGCUGAGGCUAAAAACAAUUCUAGAAGAAAUCGCGGGAGGACUAUAGUUGAUGUGGAUUUAGAAGAGCAGACUAGGGUAAGCAACAAUAAUCGCUACAAACGCAGAAGAGAACCUCCAAAUCAAACAAUUAUCAAUUGUGAUCUUUAUAUAAAUUUGGAAGGCAGUAGCAGCUCUACGCAGAUGGAAACUGUCAAAAAGCCACCUGAGCCUCCAAAGGAACCUGUCUUCAGCUGUCCUAUAUGCAUGGGCCCUUUGGUCGAAGAAAUGUCGACAAGGUGUGGUCAUAUAUUUUGCAAGGCUUGUAUCAAGGCUGCUAUAAGUGCUCAGGCUAAAUGUCCUACAUGUAGAAAAAAGAUUACUGUGAAAGAGCUUAUAAGGGUGUUUCUCCCAACAACUAAAUAAGAAAAUGCAUAUAUAAAUACUUGUGCGUGCAGAAAAUUGAGGUGUGGAUUAGAAAUGAUAUAUUUGAGACAGUAAAAACAAUAGGUGCUUGGAGAUAUCAUUGGAUAUAUUAACUAUUAUUAAUGUUGUACUUGUGUCUGUAUAAUUUGCUGUCAAAUAAAAAACUGUUACUCCACUCCCAUCAAAACAAAACUUGAGCCCUCUUUAAUUUGUUUUUGCAUAUAGCCCCCGUUUUUUUAGCUUUUGAGGUGUCUUCAAGCUAGAUUUUAGUGGAAGCGAGAAAAGCUUUCUCUGUUAAAAAGUGAAUCUAUAAGCAUUUUUUCAUGUUUGCUUUCACUGGAAUCUAUUUCAAACUGACUCAGGAAAUAAUGUUUUUUUUACUCUGAGAAAUGGGGUUUAUCUUGUGAUUUUAUCACUUGUUGUACUUUAUAUGUCUGUAUAUGGAGUAUUCUGUCAUAUCCUAUCGUGUAACUCAUACUUGUGUCUGUGGAGGUUUGGGUUUUUAUACUUUGAUCAUGUAGAUGUAUCUUUUUCUUUUUUGUUUCAUUGUAUUUUUGUUUUUCUAAUGCAUAUACGCUGUGCUUGUGUUAAGCUCGUGCAAUAUACCCAAUUCUUACCUAACUUUAGUUUUUCUAAUGCAUAUGCUGUGCUUGUGUUACGCUCGUGCAAUAUACCCAAUUCUUUCCUAACUUUGUUUAAUUGGAAGACCAGCAAAAAUCUUUUUU